Fraxinus pennsylvanica is the source of this 681-nucleotide messenger RNA. The record is from the annotation of a GenBank genome assembly. NCBI's taxonomy places the organism in Eukaryota, Viridiplantae, Streptophyta, Magnoliopsida, Lamiales, Oleaceae.
AUGGAAUUUCCUGCCGUAUGUGUGCCUAUGUAUCUGUGCCAGAAUGGAUUGUCUGAAUAUGGCCCGAUCAAGUCAAUUGACGUCUGUUCUAUAUAUCUAAGUGUAAUGAUUUUGAGGUUGAUUUUCUUGCUUGUCUUUAAUAUAUUGGACAGCACCCCAAAUCCUAAGUCUGUUGAGGAGGUUCUUCAUGAGGAGUUGGAGAAGGUGGAAGUUGAUAAACCAAAUGUUGACAACAUAAAUUGGGUCUCAAAUCUCGGAGAGUUAUUUCCCGGUUAUUGGAGGAUGAAGGUGUUGUGGAGGGUAUUGGCGGCUCAUGAGCUGGUUUUCUCACCUUCAGUCGCGCUCAACCUCAAAGGAAAGCCGCACGCUGCUGAUUUUAACCUUAUCCUUGAAGACAAGUGUGGAUACGUUUCUUGUGAUCUUCCGUUGGCAUGUGACCCUUCUGUGCAUGAUCUAGAUUUUAACAUGUAUGGUUGCCGUUCUUACCUUGUGAACAGAGAUGGACAUGAACUGGAAUUGGAUUUCAAGAGAGAUUGGAAAGGGUUUCGUUCAUCUACUUCUGAAAAGGACAAAGAAAAAACCUUGAAUUGGACUGUAGAUAUAUUUUGUAGAUUAGUGAAGCAGCACCCAAAUAUAACUCAAUUCUCGAGUAGAGAUUGGAAUAGAUCCAUAAUUUUAUAG